GUAAAUCAGUGUAUCACGCAAAUCAACAGAGUGUAAAGUACAAGAAUAUUGAUCUCACUCAAGUGUAUCCAUGCCAUAUAAACUCUGUUAAUACUGUUUACUGAUCAUAUUCAAUAAUGAUGGUGAUUUUAUGCUCUGUACUACUAGUUCUCACCAUUCAAGUGGUAUAUACAUUGCCAAAUACCGACAUUUCAACAACUGGUUCAAGUGGGAAUUCUUCUGAUGUUGAUUGUAAAAUCUGUUUAUCUAUAUUCAGUAGUAUCCAUUAUGCACUGACAGAUGAUUACUGGAAACAACUCUAUGGAAUGUUUACUACAUACUUAUGUACAUUUUUAUCUCCUGGAACUGUGAAGAAUUUCGUGAGUUAAAAAACUUAUUUGAUAAAUGAUCUAUGAAUAUGUAUUCAACUGUAGUAUGGUAUCAAUCAUGUUACACUAAACGCAUAACUAGUCACUGGAGAAUAAAUGGAAGAUUUUGGAACCUAUUUUGAAGAUUCACUGACAACAUAAUUAAGUGAACAACUUCCUUGCUUAGACGUUAUCAGCAGUAAUAUGAGCGUUGUCAAUCUUUAAAGUAUUUACUGAUUAGAAAACACUUAAAAAUCAAAAUAUUAUGAUAGUAAUGUAAAUGAUUUACAAAUUACCCACUCCACACGUUCAAUAUUUCUCAAAGCUCAUUGGUUUUACAGCCGUCCAACUUUACUUUCUGUUAACAAUGUUUCUGCUAAGAAUCAUUCGGACAAGAUGAAAAGGUGAGAACAUUGACACAGAAGUGUAACCAAUUAGUGAAAUAUACUACUCUUGAACAAUUUCAGUAGUUGGAAACCACUCAAGCUGAUGUGUGGAUUUCACGAAAGAAGUAAAAUAUUCAUUCAGUAAUUGUUUUCAGCAGCGUAUAUAUUUGAAAUAUUGAUGUCAUCAUUCAAGAUUUGUUCGCAUAUCAGUGGAAUGUCAUUGGUUUUAUUGGAUAAAAGAGUGAACUUCUUGAAACACAAUAUGCUUUAUUUUCUCUCUUAUUACUUUGAUGCCUCAGUUGGCAACUUCAUGAAGGUUAACCGACUGGUAACCACUAGCAAUUUCUUCAACUUGAUAAACAGUAGAAGAUUUAAAACUUCAUCUACCUGACAUUAUGAUAUGUAGAUGAAGUGAUGGCUGAUUAACAGAAUAAUUCAGGAUUUUUAUUUAUGUUGCCUACAUAUACGGGGUUAACAUUAUACUCAGGUUAUUCAUGGAUGUUCACAAACAAUUUCAGACUAAUUUAAUUUCAUGAACAACAUUGAUAUUUGUAUGUAUGUACAAAAAUCUACAUAAAGAUUUGUGAUGCCAUCAACGUCUACCCUGUUCGCCAGUUAUUAUUAACUUGAACGUAGUUGUAAAUCCUUAAAGGAUUCCAUUGGAAAUAAUCUUCUACACAAAUAUUAAUUAGUCAGAUUGGUAUAUGAAAUGCUACUUCCAUUAUUCACAUAAGAAACUUGUCGAUUGCAUUCAAGUUAUUUAAGCAUUAGACGAUGGUUCAAUCAAUGCUGGAACAACAGUUUCACCAAUAUGUCAAAGUUUAUCUCAGAGGAUCAAGAUUCUGGAUCCAGUGUUUAUUAUGAAAACCAUAUGUCUGUGUAAGACUAUCGGGGAUGGAAUACUGUUGAAAGGUAUCAAUAUUCCAUGAAAACCACAUUUCGGAUCGCUUCGAAUACCACUAGUUAGUAGAUGAGCAUCAAAUUGAUUCUUGAAACUAUCAACUCCUUGUUGUUAUUCAGAUUUGACAAAUUCGAUCAGUGUGUACGCUGAAUCAAUGCAGAUACAUUAGUGAUAACUUUAGGUUUUGUAAAAACAAGCAGUUAAAUGCUGUUCACUUGGUUACACCAAAAUGUCUGAUUGACUAGUGAAACACAAAGUUACACUAUUCAUAUCACUUGGCAUCAAGUUUAUUUUUUGAAUAUGUAAAACACGUAGUAGAUGUUUUUUUUUAACAAAAUACAUGAUCAUAUCACUUAUUUAUACAAAAUAUUAAAGGUGAUUACAUUGUAAGAAUAAUUAGUGAACUAUUGAACUUUAUUACAUUUCACUUCAGUUAUUAAUAUAAGUAAAAGCCUAGAGCGUAUUGACUUCACUGACAGUUUUACAAAACAUUUUUUGUUUGUUUAUUAUCCUUCAGUGUAUUGAUCAUGGUGAUGAGUAUAUGCAGAAAGUAUUAGAGUUGAUCGGUUCUGAAAUCCAGCCGAAAUAUAUGUGUCAGGUAGUUUAUGUGUUAUCAUUAUUUUCUCUCUCUUAUCAUCUUUGUGAAACUAACCUCUUACAUGUUUAUUUAUCGUCAUUAUUAUUCAAGUGAUAAUUAGUGAAACAGUUCGAGCAUGUUAUUUUUAAUGCUUGAAUUUCAUGUUGAUAAGUUUUGGGAUCGACUGGUUAUGUUGUCUACAAAUGCGACUAACACCAAUUGAAGAACUAGUGAGAAGUUGGGACACCUUAAGUAGUAUACAGCACUAACAGCUCUAGGGAUUGAAUUGAUCACCCCACUCAGAUCUCAAGGCGAGCUUAUUAGCUGUUCAGACAUUGAGUCAAAUUUCAGUGGUCUACAGGGUUUUGAUUCCACCAGCUAACUCCCACCAACGACUCCAUCCUAAUAGAUAAGUUUUAACUUGUAGUUGAAGAAUAUCAUGUUCAUGGUAAUGGGUUGGUUGGUAGUGAUUAGGAAAUCAGAAGAAUGUAUAUUUCAAUCUGAACACUUAGUUUCGGAAGACAGUUGAAUGAUGUGACUCUUUGAUCAUCACUGUCUUUGAUACAUAUGUAGACUUUUUUCUCAUCAAGAUGAGUAAUAUUUCCUGAAAGUAGUAACUAAUCAGACUGAAUUUUGUAAUAGUUACAUGGAAACAUAGGCCUUAGAGACUCAGGUGGUAAGGAUACCUUUCUUGACUAUUUCACUCGUGUUCACCUAGAAAUUAUCUUCAUCGUGCAAGAAGAAUGAAACAACAGCAUUCGAUUGCUGAAUAUCCUACCAAUACGAAGUCUGGAUGAAAUAGUAAAAUUAGGUUAGGUUUAGCAAACCAUUAUCCACUCAUCAGUAUGAUCUCGUCCUCAAUCAUAUACCUCUGAGAUGUGAGUACAAUAUGAUGAAAUAUUCAGUUCAUUGCGUAAAAAGUAUUUCGUUCUUAUGAUACUCUUAAUGAAGAGGUAGACGAUAAUGUCUGGAACGUACUUUGCCAAAGUAGAUUCAAAUCAAGUUUGUGAGUAAAUACAUGACGUAGGCGGCAAAGGUUAGGCAAAUAAUGACAACAGUUUCCAUGAGACCUGUUUCCUUGAAACGUGCGUGUUGUUUAAAAGCAACAUGAAUGAAACAGUGACACAGUGUUCGAAAGUAGUUCCUUAGAGAACAUUCAGUAGUGCAACAAGUAGAGAUAGAUUAUAAGUUUAAAGUUAUCCAUGUGUAUUUAUCAGUUUACUUGAUACUGUUAGGCUAUUUACAUAGUGGUAGCAAGGGUGUAAGCUCAUAGUCAAAUAUCCGAUCACCACUCAUCAUGAUUGAUUGGAGAAUAAAUAAACAUCAUAUUAAACUGCUUACUUGCUCAUUUAAGGGUACACGUUAUCAUGUGGAUAAAAGAAAAGCAACUUCAUAACCACCUGAUCUUCCAUAUAGUUCACGAUUCCGUCUACUACACAGGAUCGAAGCCACUCAACUCAUUUAAUCGCCUUCACUACCAAAGUGAAGUUACAUCUCGAUUUAUUCUACUGAGUAAACUUUGAAAAAUUAUAGCUGAUCUUACCUAUUUCGCUCAACUGAGUAAUUUCCUUUCAUCUUUUCUAACACCUUGACUUGAUAUAUCCACUUGAUGAAGCAAUUCAUUUCUCUCUACAUUGUAGUAUAUUCAGUAGUCUAGCACAACCUGAUACUCAUUCUGUUUUUACACAUUUUCUCUUAAUCCUUCCUUUUUGAGAUUAUUCUACUUAUUUAUGCAUACCUGUUUCUCUAAAUUACUAUAAGCCUCAUAAUUCAGUUUGAUUUUGCAGGCAUCAUUCAGUAGUCCACUACCUCAAAAAUAUUAUCCUUAUGAUAAUAAUAAUAAUAGUAACUGUUAAAAACUGUAUACAUUGUGUACAGUCGUUGUUGGCACGUUAAUUGGAGAGAGAUGUUUCUUCAAUCAAUUUGUAUUGGUUCCACAUGGAGGUAUUCAAUAUAUGGAAGUUUGGUAUUUAAGAAAGAAAUUAUAUGACAUAUAUGACUUAUGGAAAGUGUAAUAAUGUAGGAGACGUUUCGAGGAGUCAUAAUUAUAGCUCAGUAUAGUAGUAGAAUAAUUCUAGUCAGGUAGCCUAGCAAAUUGAUUUAACUAGGCAUCGAAUGUUAAGUAGAUUGCUUAGAGUAAAGAGAGUAGAUAAUCUCUUCUUCCUUACACACUUGUAAUCUCUAAUGAAAUUUGGCAGUUACCCUUUAUAUAGAUAUAGCAAACUAUUUAUUGCAGUAAAAUGUAUGAAUAAUUUGUAAUUUUAUUAUUUGUUUAUGGAUGAAAUUAGUAAACUUGUUGUCAUAUUGUCAUUUAUGCUCAAUGAGAACUUUGCUUUACCUGUUUGACAUGUUGAACACAUGUAACAGUUGUACAAUUACAGCACCAACUAAAACAUUUCCCAUUAUAUAAUGAGAUGUAAGCGAAUGGGAAUGAUUCUCAGUUAAUUUGAGCAUUACAUAUAUGCUGUUUGUAUUUCACAGUCAACUUUAUAUUUCUAUUCAAGUAUAAAUAAGGGAAUAGAUGAAAAACAUUGAUGUAUUCAAACCUAGAUAACUGAAUAACAAUCUACUGGACGAUGUAGAUUACAAUGAUUCCAAGUACUGACUACCUCACAUAAUUUACUUGAAGGUGAAAAAUUACCUUCGACAGUAAUUGAGUAUCUCUUGCAAUACUCUAUUCACCACUCCUGUUGUACAAGUACUAGAUAUCUUAAGUACAUCCAAGUAGGGCCUACUGUGUACUUUUUGUCAGAUUAUAACGUGCAAUUAUUGCAGUAUAAUGUUCGUGUAUCAAUUGGCUACAAAUAAAACUUCGAGAUAUAUGUGUAGUUUGUUGAAUGAAGUCAGAUAGCAGAAUACUUUGUUUGAUUAGAUAGAAUACUUCAUAGUGUGCAUGUGUAAUUCAUUGAGGUAAACACUGUUGAAAUAUCAGAGCUUUGAUGAAUUGAUGAAUCAGUUCAGAGGAUUUUGAAUUCUUCAAUGAAACCGCUUUUAUUUAUUCUUAUAAGAGAGUGAAUAUUCUUUUAAACAGAAUCUUCAUAAAUGUGUAUCAGGUGAAAAGAUACAUAUGGAUCCGAGAGAAACAGGUUAUUAAUGAAAAAGAAAAGAUUCAGAUGAAUAGAUAAACUCGUGUAAAACAAUAGAUUAUACUUAGUGUUGUACACCUUGAUAUGAUAAAAAGAUUUUUAAACAGGUUCAAAUUUAAUAUUCUUGUAAUUGUGCAUGGUAAAAGUGGUUUGAAACUUUAUUCAUAACUUCUGUUACAGAUUCCGUUAGUUUUGUGGGUAGUCUUCAACAGUUGGACUACUUACUACUUGAUAACACAAAUAGUGUGAAACCACUGACGGUAAUCCAGAGGUUUUGUGGUAUGUAUAGAAGGACAUUCACUGUGAACCACUAUGACAUUCGUUUUGUAUGAAGUUCGUUAGCUAUUUAGGCUAGUAAUAUCCUAGAUGCUUCACUUACUUGAUGAAACACUCAGUAUAUUCUCUUCUCGAAUAUCUUCUCAUUUAAAACAGUAAUAUUAUAACAUUUGUUGGAUUGUUUCACGUCACUAUACCGGACAGUCAUUUCGUCGUGAGAUACACAGGAAGUCAAUGAUUUUGGAGACUGACUGAUCAUUCUCCAGUCCUGACGAAUUUGUAGUGCAACUGCUAAUCUACAAGACUUGCCAUUGCAGUAUGCUCUGAUAGAUGUGUGUUGGAUGGUGACAAUGAGCAAGCAACUAGAAGCCUAAAUUCCAUCACGAGAUGUUCACGCUCACGCUCAUGUUCAUGUUCAUGUUAGACAAUAUUAUCAGUGGAAACUUCAACUGGGAUUGAUUUAGGAAUAGUUGAGUUGGUUAACGCUGAGUAGGUGAUAUAGGUUGAUACUAAUAGUUAUGCUUAAUGGUUAGGAAGAAGAUUACCAAAUGAUGGCUAAGGCAUGAUUCAGGUGAGAUAGGAAAAUUCAAGUAGACAGAAUUACCUAAGAAGUCAUUAAAAUGUCUUCAACCUCAUUCUCAAUAUGUUAUCAUGCACAAAGAAGUUUUCGAAUUCAGGUUUCUAAGUGCAAUAACGAUAACUGACACGCCACCUGUCCGACCCACCCAUCAGCACAUCUCGCCUCACUUUUAUAAAUUAGCAAAUGUUUUCAGCGUGUUUUCGCACCAGUUACCCUCAACUGUCAGCAUCCACAGUUAUCCACGUUCUGGAACAGUCACAAUGUCUACUUAUUUACACUAUUGUAUCUGAAUUGCAAGGAUAUUCAGGUGUCAUUCGAUGUCAUCUGACACUGGGUCUACUAUGAAAUUCCGAAAUGAUGGCAAGUUCAUUUCAGUUCAGUUUUUUACAAAUAUAUCAGCAUGAAAACGCGAAAUCAUGAAUCAACUACUACUACUACUACUACUAC
Heterobilharzia americana is the source of this 6600-nucleotide messenger RNA. NCBI's taxonomy places the organism in Eukaryota, Metazoa, Platyhelminthes, Trematoda, Strigeidida, Schistosomatidae. The record is from the annotation of a GenBank genome assembly.